UGCGAGCUUCAGCCCGUCAUCAGCAGGAGGCGGCCGCCAGCUUGGCUGAGGGCAGAAAGGUGCCGGGAUGCAGGGUGGACAAACAGCCCAACACUAAACCCACGCAGGAGUGGCUGGAAACCUGCCACUGCUCCCGCGAGAGCAGGCCCGCCGGCCCUCAGCGUCCCGGGAGCGCCGCGCCUUCGGGGCGCCUGCGAGGCCAUGGGGAGGAUCGGGCUGCAGCUGCGCGCCACGCUGGAGAACAUCACCCGGCUGCGGGCCGAGGGGGAGGACUUCCGCUGGUACCUCAAGCUGAAAUGUGGGAACUGCGGUGAGGUUUCUGAGAAGUGGCAGUACCUGCGCCUGAUGGACAGUGCUCCCCUGAAAGGAGGCAGAGGAAGUGCCACUAUGGUGCAGAAGUGCAAGCUGUGCUCCAGGGAGAACUCCAUCGAGAUUUUAAGCCAGACAAUCAAACCUUACAACGCUGAAGACAGUGAGAAAUUCAAAACUAUAGUGGAGUUUGAAUGCCGAGGUCUGGAGCCAGUUGACUUUCAACCACAGGCAGGGUUCGCUGCUGAAGGUGCAGAAUCUGGCACGCCUUUCAAUGACAUCAACUUGGUAGAAAAGGAUUGGAAUGACUAUGAUGAAAAAACAAAGGAAUCUGUUGGGAUCUAUGAAGUUACCCAUAAAUUUGUAAAAUGCUAAAGUUCAUACCCCAAAUAAAUCCUGACCUGCUUGCUGGUGAAGGAGCUGUAACCAUCACAGACACAAUUUCCUGGGAGUUACUUCGCAGAUUGCUCUACUUUACCAAUGGGAUCCUACGUUGUGCUUAACCGUCCCCAGCAUGCCCUACUGAAAUACUUUCCACAGAGCUCUUGGAGUCAGCCUCAGUAAAAACUCAAAGCCCUACUGGAAGCAGUAUUCUUGGCUGCACUGUGCCAUUGUCUUCAUGUUGUCUUUUGGGGGAUGUAUAGAUUGUGGUGGACUGGAGCUUCGCAGGAUCACAGGAUGUUAGGAGUUGGAAGGGCCUCUGGAGAACAUCGAGUCCAACCCCCCUGCCAGAGCAGGGCCAUAGAACCUAGUGCAGGUCACAGAGGAAUUGCAUCCAGACAGGUCUUGAAAGUCUCCAGAGAAGGAGACUUCACAACCUCUCUGAGGAGGCUAUUCCAGUACUCUGUGACCCUCAAGUUUCUCACAUUGUGAAGCUUACUGUGCCGUAGUUCACAUCCAUUGCCCCUUGUCCUAUCACAGGGCACAAGUGGGCAGAGGCUGUCCCUUCCUUCCUGACACCC
Molecule: messenger RNA, 1271 nt
Organism: Dryobates pubescens (Downy woodpecker)
Lineage: Eukaryota; Metazoa; Chordata; Aves; Piciformes; Picidae
Gene: CZIB
Product: CXXC motif containing zinc binding protein
Exons: 8
Coding region: 202-684 (160 amino acids)
Molecular function (GO): zinc ion binding
Source: RefSeq, a predicted model, not a curated record